UUUGCUCUUAGCUCGUAAGCUAUCAGUGUUAGGUUUAAUACGUUUAGCUUUCUCUCUCGCAGAAACUUUGGAUGCUCAGAGUGUCAGGAACUGACUCCACAGCUCCAUGUCUGCGGAGGCUUCAGUUGGCAGUCAUGCUGCCGACUCUACUGAUCCCCAGCCCAUGUGCCACAACACAGACGGGCCCCGAAAUCCAAAUAUGUUGGGGAGCAAGUACGUCAAGUUAAAUGUGGGCGGCUCACUGCAUUAUACAACCGUCCAGACGUUAAGCAAAGAAGAUAGUCUGCUGCGAAACAUCUGCACUGGAGGGACAGAUGUCACCGUAGACUCCGAAGGUUGGGUGGUUUUGGAUCGGUGCGGCCGGCACUUUGAACUGGUUCUGAACUUUCUGCGAGAUGGUUUGGUACCGCUUCCUGAGGAUUCCAGAGAACUAGAUGAAGUCCUGAAAGAGGCCCAGUUCUAUCGCGUACAGGGACUUGUGCAGCACUGCCUCAGUGCCAUGCAGAAACAAAAGGAUGUCCUAGAGAGUGUGUGCCGCAUCCCCAUGAUCACUUCAGCCAAAGAAGAGCAGAGGAUGAUUGCUACAUGUAGGAAGCCUGUAGUAAAGCUGCAAAACAACAGAGGAAACAAUAAAUACUCUUAUACAAGCAACUCGGAUGACAACCUGCUGAAGAACAUCGAGCUGUUUGACAAACUCGUGCUUCGAUUCAACGGCCGUGUGCUGUUUGUCAAAGACGUGCUCGGGGACGAGAUCUGCUGCUGGUCUUUCUACGGUGAAGGCCGCAAGAUUGCAGAAGUGUGUUGCACUUCCAUCGUCUAUGCCACGGAAAAAAAGCAGACGAAAGUUGAGUUUCCCGAGGCGCGGAUAUUUGAAGAAACGCUCAACAUCCUGAUCUAUGAGGACAACAGGAAGUCAGGUCCAGGAGGGCUACAUCUUUUAGAUUCAUCACUGGGAGCCGGUCACUCGGAGGAGGAGGGCGCCACGGGAGGGGACAGACGGGUGAGACGGAUCCACGUCAGGAGGCACAUAAUGCAUGAUGAGAGAGGACACGGUCAGCAAACUGUGUACAAGGACUAACUCUGUGAAAAUAAUCAUAAAGCAUGGGAGAGUGGUUGAUUUAGCUAUUUUAGUUCUUUUGAACGCUCGCAGAAUGAAAGAUGUCCUUCAGAGCAAUAGCUUGGUCUUUUUCUAUAUUGUCUUUAAGCACACGUCGAAAUCUGAGGGUUGACUGAUCUCGUGACUGAAGUUAGAGAAAAUGUUUACAAGAAAACAAGUUGUGUACGUUCUUUGGA
Messenger RNA from Nematolebias whitei (Rio pearlfish), 1293 nucleotides. It is a transcript of the gene kctd13, whose product is annotated as potassium channel tetramerization domain containing 13. Gene Ontology annotation, molecular function: protein binding; ubiquitin-protein transferase activity. Gene Ontology annotation, cellular component: Cul3-RING ubiquitin ligase complex. Bases 107 to 1078 code for a protein of 323 amino acids. The record is from RefSeq and is a predicted model, not a curated record. NCBI's taxonomy places the organism in Eukaryota, Metazoa, Chordata, Actinopteri, Cyprinodontiformes, Rivulidae. Gene Ontology annotation, biological process: protein homooligomerization; protein ubiquitination; negative regulation of Rho protein signal transduction. The transcript has 7 exons.